This is a messenger RNA of Oryza sativa Japonica Group (Japanese rice), 663 nucleotides long. NCBI's taxonomy places the organism in Eukaryota, Viridiplantae, Streptophyta, Magnoliopsida, Poales, Poaceae. The record is from RefSeq and is a predicted model, not a curated record.
CGGAAAUCCUCUUCCCUUACCACCUAAUCAGACCAACAAACCCAACAAGUGGUCAAGAAUCCGAAUCCCCAAUGGAUUUUGCGCUGGUGCGGAGAAUCCAAUCUGCGCGAGAAGAAGGGGUCGCGGGGAAGAUCGCAACAGCGCUGCGGCACCUUGAUAUGACUGUACGGCGGCGGCAUGGCGGCAAUGGGGGCUUUGCAAAGAGGAGGGUUUCGCUGCUGCUGCUGCUCGGCAAGUCGGUAAAUAAAAUUCAAGGGUCAUGGAGCCCAAAGAAGGACGAGGCGUUGCAGCGGCAAGUGCGAAGCACGGGGGCAUGUGACUGGUCGCUCAUCAGCAAGUCCAUCCCGGGGAGGUCCGGCAAGUCGUGGCACAUCCGGUGGUGCAACCAGCUGUCACCAUGGGUAGAGCACCACCCCUUCACGCCCGAGGAGGAUGACACCAUCCUCCACACCCACGCCUGCUUCGCAAACAAGUGGGCCACCAUCGUCAAGCUCCUCGUCGUCUGCACCAACAAUGCCAUCAAGAACCACCGGAACUCCACCCUCAAGUGCUAGUACCACACCUCGUCCGAUGCACUCCUCGCACCGCUAGACAACAAUUCCGUCAAUGACGACGACUUGCUUCUGGGCCGCCCGCUCAAGCAAACAAGCAGCGACGACCACC